UUACACACCACGCAUGGCACUCACACCUUAACUCUCCGACUUAACCUGACAACAAGCUGUGGGAAUACGCAGGAGAUUGCCGCAUUUAAGCACAGUGAAUCUCCUGAGGAAGCAGCAAAGAGGGGAAAAAAAAGUACGGCCGAUUCUGGACUCAAAAAUAACUUUCAUCAGUACUGUGGACAUACUGUGCAAAUCUCCCAGUAAGUGCACUUGAAGAUCUGUUGCUGGAAACAUUUUUUGAAGUAUCAAUGACAAUGCCAGUGGUGAAAGUGGAGAAAGACUCUCCAGCAGACACAACUUUGUCUGCCUCCAACCCUCCACCGCAGACGGACGACCAGCCCAGAGGACGGAGGAGGAAAAGACCACUGCAACGAGGGAAGCCCCCUUACAGCUACAUCGCACUCAUCUCCAUGGCCAUAGCCAACUCCCCUGACCGCAAGCUCACGUUGGGGGGCAUCUACAAAUUCAUCACAGAGCGCUUCCCCUUCUACAGAGACAAUUCAAAGAAAUGGCAGAACUCUAUUCGCCAUAACUUAACACUCAAUGAUUGUUUUAUCAAGAUCCCUCGAGAACCAGGACGACCCGGUAAGGGCAACUACUGGGCCUUGGACCCAAACGCAGAGGACAUGUUUGAGAGCGGCAGCUUCCUGAGGCGCCGGAAGAGGUUUAAGCGCUGUGACUUGAGCACCUACACUUCAUACGUCCACGAGACGCCAGUUUUCUCUCCAGUGCAGAUUGCCAGGUCAGCAGCAGCGUACACCAACUCCAUCUACCCAAACAUGACAAUGAGUCCAUCCUACGGGCAGCAGCUGCCGUCAGCCUACUACCCCUCCUCAUCGCCACCCGGCUUUGGUCCCGGACAGACCCGCAUGUUCAGCAUCAAUAACCUCAUAGGUCAUCCAACUUCAGCCAGCAUGCUGGGAGGUCAGGGACCAGAGGUGAUGCAGCAGCCCAGUCGGAGCUUCAGUCCUGAGGGGCUUCCAAAUGGACCCAGUCCCUGUAGUUUGGGGACAGCAGGUUUUCAGAGCCAGCCGUGUGGAGGGGCCGUGCCGUCCCGCUCCUCCACACAUCCAGGGUUCAGCUACUCGGGGCCAAAUGGCCACCCACACCACCAUGCCCCUCAGAGCUCGUACGGACAGGGCCACACCCAGGGGUACGCAGCAGCUGGACGCCUCCAUUCCUCCGUCCAUGGGUCUAUGGAAAACGUUGACCACUAUGGCAGAGUCUCGCCAGUGCAGCUAGGAUCUUUCUCUCAGUAUAACAGCACUGCUGGUCCAAUCGCCAACACCGGCGGUUACCUAAGACAUCCCACGUACCCAGGGAAUAUGGACAGGUUUGUGCCUGCUAUAUAAGAAUGUAGAUUUAAGCAUCUGAAUGGUGUUAUUACAGAACAUCAGAGACUUGAUGGCACCCAAGGAGCCGGACAUUUCUGUGCACAAACAUGAUUUUAUUUUAUUCACCGUUGAUGACAUUUAUUAGGACCAAAGUGAACUGACUGAUAAAAACAGCUCUUCUGACACAACUGUGAUGUAGUACCACAUUAGUAAUAGGCAAUUUCCGUGCUGAUGGUAAUUUACUUCUAAGUAUAUGUUAUAAAUAUCAGGACUUCCUGACAGCGUGAAAUUCAUGACUUCUCUUCUGGUUUUCAGCUUUUUUUUUUUUGUCACAACCUCAAUGUGUUUGAUAGUCAUUAAUGAUGAAUUUUUGAAUGACAAACACUUAAAUGUUAGUAUAAAUUAUUGUGCUUUGUGGUCAUAGGCUUUGCAAUAAAAGGCUUAAUUGUAUGAAAAACGUACGCUUUAGGACAUUUGCAUGUAUUUUGUUGCCAAAUGAAACCGCAUAUUAGGCUGCCUCACUGAACUAUUUAGCACUUGUUCUCUGCAAAUAAAAAAAGAAAUAAAUUA
Molecule: messenger RNA, 1904 nt
Organism: Sphaeramia orbicularis (orbiculate cardinalfish)
Lineage: Eukaryota; Metazoa; Chordata; Actinopteri; Kurtiformes; Apogonidae
Gene: foxe1
Product: forkhead box E1
Exons: 2
Coding region: 249-1352 (367 amino acids)
Biological process (GO): anatomical structure morphogenesis; regulation of transcription by RNA polymerase II; cell differentiation
Molecular function (GO): RNA polymerase II cis-regulatory region sequence-specific DNA binding; DNA-binding transcription factor activity, RNA polymerase II-specific
Source: RefSeq, a predicted model, not a curated record